AUGGCUCACAUACCAAACCCGUCGAGCGGGGUCGACAAACAUGUAGACGAUGACUGUUCUAACACUCCUGAUCUGGGGGAUCAGGAGCAGUCGGCAGGCUCGCAGCGUGGACCUGACGAGGAAGACUACGACCUUGAGACGGUCGAGCGCGUAUACCGAAAGCUCGACUUGCGCAUCAUCCCAGGAAUCAUAGCCUUUUGGUGUCUCUACUUCCUGUGCUCUGGCCUUCGCUCGACCAUUGGUAUGGCACAGACAAUGAACCGAGAGGACGGACACGAUCUCAUGACCGUCUUGAACCUCACGCCAAAGGACACCUCCACCGCCUUGGCUCUGUUUUAUGUCGCCUACGUCAUCUUUGACUUUCCCUCCAACCUCGUCAUGAGCAGGCUCAGCCCUCGUGUUUGGAUGGCCCGUAUCGUCAUUGCUACCGGCAUCAUUGGCGCCUGCUUCGCUGCUGUUCAGGCUGCAUGGAGUCUCAAACUGCUUCGCUUCUUGCUCGGUUUCGUCAUUGCAGGCAUGUGGCCCGGCAUGUCCUACUACCUGACUUUGUUCUACCCCCCUUCGCGCACCGGCAAGAGGAUUGGCAUGUACUUCACCGCCGCUCAGCUUUCGGCUGCCGUGGUCGGCCUCGUAUCAGCCGGCUUCCAGCUCAUGGAUGGUGUAGGAGGCCUCGUCGGCUUUCGAUGGAUGUUUCUUCUAUAUGGCCUCAUUGCCAUUGUUCUUGGCAUCUCGCUCUUGUGGUGGCUGCCCGACCGCCCCCUGCCCCCUGGCCAGACACGCACCCGGAACAGCUGGUUCAAGUGGCUGCCAGCCAGUCCUGAGGCGUUGAAGGGGCACGAUGCCGUCGUUCACUACCACGACCUUCGCCGCGUGUACAACCCGCGCCCAUGGACCUACCACGAUCUCCUCCAGGUCCUCAUCGACUGGCGCCUCUGGCCUCUUGUCUUCAUGUACUUUGGCGUUGUUGGUGUCGGCAUUGGCACCCAGCUGUACGGCUCUGUCAUCAUUGCCUCCAUCGUCCCGGAUGCCUCCAGUGUCGAGGUCAGCCUGCUGUUCGCUCCCAUCUGGAUUAUGGAUUUGAUCGCAAUUGUUAUCAUUAUGCCCCUCUCGGAUCGAUUCCACCGCUACCGACCUUUCAUCUUCUCCGCCGCCGUCUGCCUGCAGAUUGCUGGCCUUUUGGUCGUCACGUUCGCCCUGGACAAUGGCUGGGCUCGCUACGGCGGACUCCUCAUGGUUGGCUUCGGCCUGGGCCCGACUGUCCCCAACUGCAUGACAUGGGCCAACGAGAUUUUCCAGCACCGCCACGGCGAGGUCGGCGUGGCCGCUGCUGCUGCUCUCGUGUCCGGCCUCGGCAACCUCGGCAGUAUCGUCACUACUUAUGCCUUGUACACCGGAUGGCCUGAAGACGCUGCACCUGGUCGCUACAGGUACCGCAAGAGCAACUUUGCCAUGAUUGGCAUUCUCUGCCUCAGCAUCGCCAGCAGCUUCCUCAUGAUGAUCCUCCUGCGAGUCUGUGGAAACGAGCGCACCAACAAGAUCUCCAGCGACAGCGCUAGCGAGUUUGAGGAUGGUGCUGCCAGGCGCGAACGCCAACAGAGGGGCCUUGGCAAGAUUCUUCCCUUUGGAAGGUCUCGCCAAGCCUAGCAGCAUCAUUACUUCACGGCGGUAGACCUUCGUCUGUAAGUUGGACAACGACGACAGACUUGCAGGCGAAGAGGACCUACCGGACCACAGCCGACGAUACGACCGUCGGCCUUGAUUUUUCUACUUCACAUUCUGGGAAACCAUUUUUUUCGCUUCGACUUCUCUGCAUUUGCACUUAUAAUAUCGGCACUACACUCUCCUCACCGGUUGCGGUAUGCCUCUCAUUCGAAACGAGGUACGAAAUGACUUCUUGGACAGCAACAGUGCUUCUACGCCAUUGCUGGGAGUAGGCGUACUUGACUGGAGACGGCGGCCGGCGAAAAUGCUUCCACGCUAUCGCUUUUCGGGUCCGUCUCGGGAGAACAAAAAAAGGGAAGUAGAAGCCGCCUCAAUGAGGCUGUAGGCGGCUUUGUGUUUUGAACGUUUUGUUUGUCGCCAUGAUACCCCAUCUGUGUUUGGAUACGUUGUCUGUUCGAGGAUUAUCGGCGGCGAAAGUGCUUCUACGCCAUCGCUGGGACGGCGUAUUGGACCGAGUACAGUGCCGGCGACAAUGCUCUGCGCUAUCGCUU
Verticillium dahliae VdLs.17 is the source of this 2213-nucleotide messenger RNA. Its product is annotated as vitamin H transporter 1. Gene Ontology annotation, molecular function: dethiobiotin transmembrane transporter activity; solute:proton symporter activity; biotin transmembrane transporter activity. Lineage: Eukaryota; Fungi; Ascomycota; Sordariomycetes; Glomerellales; Plectosphaerellaceae. The transcript is spliced from 4 exons. The coding region runs from base 1 to 1644 and encodes 547 amino acids. Gene Ontology annotation, biological process: biotin import across plasma membrane. The record is from RefSeq and is a predicted model, not a curated record. Gene Ontology annotation, cellular component: membrane.